GCCUCCCCGAGCUCCGGCGUGGGCAAUCCAUCCGAUCUAACGGCCCACGGACCACGGCCGAGCUGAUCCUGUUGCAGUCUUUCCCCGGCUAACCGCUGAGGCGCCGACGAGUCAACACACCUAAGAUGGCGUCGGCGGCGGCGGCGGCGCUGGCGGCGGCGGGGAAGCGACAGUUAUCCGAGGACGACCUGUACCUCAUCCUCCACAAGUACUCGCCGGCGACGAUCCUGACGGCGCUCCAGGAGGUGACGCAGCACGCGCAGCGGAGGAGCAUCGACUGGCGGGCGCUGGUGGCCAAGACGGCCACGGGGAUCACCUCCGCCCGCGAGUACCAGAUGCUCUGGCGCUACAUCGCCUACGGGUACGACUUCGUCGAGAACGUCGAGGACGGCAGCCCCCAGCCACUGGGUGAUGAGAGCGACUUGGAGUGUGAGAUUGAACCCUCUCCUAAGCCGAGCAACGAAGCCGCAGCCGAGGCCUCACGGUUCGCCAAGAUCUUGAUGUACGGACCUUCACGCGAGCAAGGUUCUAGUCAUCGUGCUAACUCAGAUGUUCCUCUGCUAAACACUCCAAAUGAAAAGAUACCACGUGUUUCAUCUGACAAACAGCUUGCUCAGAGCCAUCGUCUAACAAAUGGUACAGGUCCAGUUUCCAACUCAAAGCAGGCACCCCAUACAGGGUUAUCUCCUGAUUCUUUUGAUGGGAAUGGACCUCAUAAUAAAAAGACAAAGAAGACUAAAGCAUGGACUAAGGAUGAGGAUGCAGAGUUAAUGGCUGGUGUACAUAAGUGUGGUGAAGGAAAUUGGCUGGACAUUCUGCGUAAAUAUAACUUCGAUAGCACAAGAACUUAUGGUCAAUUAUCUCAGAGAUGGGCAGUAAUUUCCAAGCGUCAAGCAACAACCAAGCCUGCUAAAGCUAAACCAGUCACCGGGGGAUAUGAUAUGAAAGCUACUCAAAAGGCAUUCUUUAUGGCUCUUGAUAUGCCUAUGGGGAAGCCUGGUGGAUUGUCUACAUUAAGAUCAGGAGCUUCACAACAAAGCACUCAACAUCCUGCUCCAGUAUUUGGUGCUGCGGCACCUGAGUUAAAAUCUGCAACAUCCUCUUCAUCAUUCUCGUUGCCAGUACCAGUGGUGCCAAGUGCAGCCCCUGGGCCUGUGUCAGCACAAGUGCAGGUUCAACCUCGGGUGCAACAAGCUCCUUCUCAAGCUGCGCCCUCAAAAGUGUCAAAUGCUUCAAUCAAGUCACGAAAUAGCUCUAAGAAGCAAACUGCACAAGCAAAUCUUACAAAUGCUCCUUCGUCUAUACAAGCUGCAGCUAUUGCUGCUGGUGGACGAAUCGCCACAGCAAGCAUCGCCACCAAUUUAUUGAAAGCUGCACAAUCCCCGCAAGCUGUGCACAUAAGAUCUCGAGGAAAAGGGUCUUCAAAAACUUCUACAAGCUCUAAAGCAUCCACUGUGGCUGGUGAGCCUGGAACACAGACUGGCAGUGCUCAACACUCAGAACUUCCAAACUCCAGUGCCCCUAUACCAUCUCCUACGGUUUUGAUAACACAGUCAACCGAGCAAGUUAAUGUUGUGCCAGAAGUUGCAGGAGUUAAUCCCCCGGAACAAUCUGCUAGUGCACAUUUGUUGGAACCUGAUAGAGCAUUGAGCACCACACCAGUGCCUGGCCCAUGCGACAAUAUGGAGAUUGACGACGACUCAACAUUUUGUGUAGUCACGAUGGAGGACUUGUUUCCUGAAGACGUGAAGCAGCCAGAGACAGUGAGUCAGCCAGAGACAGUGAGGCUGCCAGAGAUGGUGAGGCAGCCAGAGACGGUGAGGCAGACAGAGACGGUGAGUCAGCCAGAGACGGUGAGGCAGCCAGAGAUGGUGAGGCAGCCAGAGACGGUGAGGCAGCCAGAGAUGGUGAAGCAGCCAGAGAUGGUAGAUCCCAAAGCCGAGGAGAUGAUAGAUCCCAAGGAUGCUGACAUGCUGGAGUUCGAUCGCUUUGUUGCCCAAGGAUGCUUGACUACAGAUUAUUCUGAUAAGAGCAAAGGUGUCAAAAUUGCUCCUGGAGCUCAAGGAGCUACUGCCAGCCAGAAGAAGAAGCAGCUACCCACAGUUGGGAAAAGCAUCCCUGUGUUUAGAGCACCAGUAACCAUGAAGAAGACCAAAGCUCUACCUUCACAUGGGGCGACGCUUGCAUCAACUGUCGCCUCUAGUGGCCUUGUUGGCACAGGCAAUGCUGGUGUGCUGAGUAAAGCAAUAUAUCGGAAGCCAGCUGGUCCAGGCACCACAGGCAAACAAAAUAGGUGCCAAGAAAUUAUGGCCCAGAAGCAGCAUGCUAUGAACUCAAAUAGUAGCGCAAUGGCCAGGAAUGCGGCUCCCGGCACCGGAACACCAGCCAGGAAUGUGGCUGCCGGCGUUGGAGCACCAGCCAGGAAUAUGGCUCCCGCCACCGGAACACCAGCUAAAAGUGUGGCUCCUGCCACUGGAACACCACCAGUCAGGAACACGGCCCCUGCCACUGGAACACCACCAGUCAGGAACACGGCCCCUGCCACUGGAACACCACCAGUCAGGAACACGGCUCCCGGCACUGGAACACCACCAGUCAGGAACACGGCUCGCGGCACUGGAGCACCACCAGUCAGGAACACGGCUCCCGGCACUGGAACACCUGCAGUCAGGAACACGGCUCCUGGCACCGGAACACCAGCCAGGAACUCGCUCACUGGCACCGGAACACCACCGGCCAGGAACUUGCUCACCAGCACAGGAACACCACCAGCCAGGAAUGCGGCUCCUGUCACCGGAGCACCACCAGCCAGGAACUUGCUUACCGGCACCGGAACACCACCAGCCAUUCGGCAACAUAACCCAGCGGUGAAUGGGGCUAGCAAGGGGAAUCCGCCGGCCAGCCAAUAGCCAGGCUAAUGACAUGGUAAAUGCUGUAAUAAUGCUCCUAGGGAUAAUGUGAAUAGGGUGUCACACCCGUAGAGUAGACAUCAUUAUUUUUGUUUUUCCCCCCUCCCCUGUGUUUGCUCCCUUCUUUUCUGAACCAAGUUGCUGAGGAACACAGUAGGUUUGGUUGGUCUUACUUUCAUAGUGCCACUAGUAAUUAGAAGAACCCAAUUGUUAGGGGCACUGAUUCUCGGUGUGGGAUCGCAAUUGCCUUAGGUUUUUUUUGUA
This is a messenger RNA of Aegilops tauschii subsp. strangulata, 3173 nucleotides long. RefSeq lists its product as uncharacterized. The record is from RefSeq and is a predicted model, not a curated record. Lineage: Eukaryota; Viridiplantae; Streptophyta; Magnoliopsida; Poales; Poaceae.